AUGAUCAACGGCUUCGAGGAAUGGGCGACGCCGCUGUCCGAGUGGUAUGGAAUCGAACAGCUCAGCGGCGCCGUUGUAGCCAUCGAGGCUGCGGACUACCUCAACAGCCUCAUUCGGAACCCCAAUACUAUCGAGGCACUUCUGCCAGCGCUCGGCGGUCUUCCUUUCUCGCUGCGUGGUUAUGUACUCAAGGACGUCAGCAUCUUGAGGAGCCAUGGCAUAAACCCGGUAUUCGUCUUCAGCGGUCUCGACGUGGGCAAGGACGACAACAAGCGGGAUGCUGCGUUCCGCGCUUCGGAUGAGGCUGCGCGCAUCCAUGCCAGUGCCUGGCUCCAAUACGACCAGCACAAGCCAGAAGAAGCCGUCAAAACAUUUAAGGAGUCGGCGGUUGUGAAGCCUGAGGAUCUGUUCAGAUACCUCCAGAAGAUAUUGCGUGAGGCAGGAGUACCAUUCAAAGUUGCACCAUAUAGCGCAUUGGCUCAGCUAGCGUAUCUCGACAAACAUGCCGGCAAAUACGUCGACGCCAUCGCUGGAUCAACCGAGCUGUUCCUUUACGACGUAGACAAAGUGAUAACUGACCUUGGGUCCCGAAUGGGUCAGAUUGUUGCGCUGCGGAAGCACUCGUGCAUAACGGAGUUGGGCAAUAUUCCUUCCGAGGUGUUUGUGGACGCGUGCUUGCUCUGCGGAAACGCCCUCAUACCUCCGAUCCCGCAGCUUGGCGUCAACUCGCGUCGAAACAAGCCGAAGAUCCAAGCGGCUGUCGAUUUGUUGAUGAAUACUCCGGGCCGCGACGGCAACUCUGUAUGCUCCAAUUACCAGGACGACCCCCAAUUCCGGGCAAUGCAAUAUCAAGACAAAUACCGACGCACUCGACUCGCUAUUAAGCACCAUGUUGUCUUGACUGCUGAGGGCAAGGCUGUGCCACUGGACGAGCAAGAGGCGCCGCGUGACGUUCAUGAGUUGGUCGGCCAGCAACUGCCGGAAGAGAUCUACUUCUAUCUUUCCAAGGGCGUCAUCGGUCCGAGAGUCUUAAACUGGCGCUCGUCUGGCGAGAUCAUUGAGCUAGCGCCGCUGGAUGGCGGCGACUCGCCGGAGUACCGUAAACUCGUUCUCGACCAGCUCACACCGUUAAGGACAUCCGCGCUAUCACUUCUCUCAUACUCCCUUCACCGCUUCUACCAACACAAAGACGUGACUUUGUACUGCUGGUUCGAUCAGGGUACUAGCAAGGUCAUCAGUAUGAGGGACCUCACAGACCCCAGACCGUUAGUUGCAAAGUGGAACGUCAACGCGGACCUCAUCCAGAAGCAUGUCUUGGCAACACAAUCCUUGGGCUUGAUCGGGAGUACGGUAUGCAGUCUCAAGAACAAAGAGUUUGCCAGCCAGACAAUUACCACUAAGGAUCCUCAUAACCUCCUUGCAACCAAAAACGAGAUCAUGUGCAAUGCAUUUUGGCGCUUCCUCCAGCUCCGAGAGUACACAGACACGAAGCACCAGCUGACGCCUUGGGGGGAGGUCCUGGAGGCGGCAAUCAGCGCACUCGGAGGGCGCAGUGAGCUCGACGAAGCAGUGUUCAUUGCAAUUGAACUUGCCCGACUGGAACUACUGGGUGCCAAGGACAUGUUUCCUCAAAAUGCCGGCGCUUCGCUACAUGCCGACAAGGUUGAUAGGCGAAACACGCUUAUCGUCUCCCGAAUCGCCUGUCUUGGCAAGCUCAGCCAUGCGCCGAUUGGAUACACCGGACCACUGAGCAGGCAUCUGCUGGCAUACCACUCCAUGAUUACUGCCGUGCGCAGCAGUCUACGAGACCUAGCGGAAGUGUCCCUGGUAACGAUGCUGCUGAACGGAGAUGCCCACCGCGGCGAGCUGCCUCACGGACGCAAAGACUACACCGACCUCGGACUUGAGCUUCCCUUCCUACUCGACAACGAUUGCGGACUAGGCAUUGCCGUCCAGACAUACCUCGAUGAGCUACAGAAGUAUCCCGACCCUACUUCUGCUGAAGCCCGCGCUGCGAGCAAGGGGAAGGCUCCCAAAGACUACUUCCCGCAUGCUAUCGAUCUGUCUAGGGAUCUGGACUCUGCGUUUCUUCUCUGGGAUGCUGUAUAUGCGGGCAUGAAGAAGGCCGUCGAGCACAAAUUAGUGAAGGAGGGUUCCAUGUGGGAUGAUGUCAACAAGUGGCUUGCGAACAGGAGAUGA
Messenger RNA from Coniosporium apollinis CBS 100218, 2199 nucleotides. RefSeq lists its product as uncharacterized. NCBI's taxonomy places the organism in Eukaryota, Fungi, Ascomycota, Dothideomycetes. Gene Ontology annotation, biological process: DNA recombination; mismatch repair; DNA double-strand break processing. The record is from RefSeq and is a predicted model, not a curated record. Gene Ontology annotation, cellular component: nucleus. The transcript is spliced from 9 exons. The coding region runs from base 1 to 2199 and encodes 732 amino acids. Gene Ontology annotation, molecular function: 5'-3' DNA exonuclease activity; 5'-flap endonuclease activity.